Molecule: messenger RNA, 357 nt
Organism: Caenorhabditis briggsae
Lineage: Eukaryota; Metazoa; Nematoda; Chromadorea; Rhabditida; Rhabditidae
Exons: 2
Coding region: 1-357 (118 amino acids)
Source: RefSeq, a predicted model, not a curated record
AUGUUUGCCGACGCGGUCUUUGAAGGAAUUGGUGUAGUAGACUUCUCUGCGAUGGAGGUGGAACUUGUUGUCGACGAAGAGGUUGUUGAAGACAUCCGUGAUUUAGAUGACGUCGAAUCAGAAGAAGUUGAAACCUUUCUUGGCGACGUCGUCGAGGAACUUGAGCUAGACAAUGUCGAUGUUCUCAGGGAAGUUGAUACACUUGUAGAAGCAGACGUCGUGGUGGUGGAAGCUGUUGAAACGGUAGUCGAUAUCAGAGGUGUUGCUGAGACCGAUAAUUUGAAUAGAGUACGAAAAUCAGAUGUUCAGGGGUCUAUGGAGCUGCAAAAAGCCAAUUUGGAUAAUGAACAUUUGUGA